AUGCAGGCAAACAGUUUCUUCCUAAGGACCAUUCCAUGGCUUUUCACACUACUAAACUCUAUCCAAUUGAUUACUGCUGAUCCCUCAUCUGGUCAUGGAGGCCAUCAAGUCUCCCCCAGUCGUUAUGUCUUCGCUCACUUCAUGGUCGGCAUAGUCAGCAAUCGCGCCAGCUCUUCCGACUACGAUGCCGAUAUGCGUCUUGCCCGGCGCGCCGGAAUCGAUGCCUUCGCUCUCAAUAUCGGAAACGACGAAUUUACCGACACUCAACUCGACUAUGCCUAUGCAUCGGCAGCUACCAAUCACAUGAAAGUGUUCCUCUCCUUUGAUUUCAAUUCCUGGAAUCCCACCACAUCCACCGCUGCCGUGGGCGCCAAAAUCGCAAAAUACGCCAAUAAUACCGCUCAAUUGACGGUCGAUAACAAAGUCUUCGUAUCUACAUUCAUAGGCGAUGCUCUCAACGUAGCAGAUUUGCGAGCUAAAGCAGGGGGUCCCAUCUUCUUUGCUCCGAACUUCAGUCCUGGAUUAUCGAAUUUUGCAGAAUUGGAUGCAGCGUUUAAUUGGAUGGGAUGGCCUAAUAAUGGUGCUAAUCAGGCGCCUACUGCGUCGUCUAAUCUUACGGUUCGCGAGGGUGAUGUUGCAUAUAUGAAUGCGUUGGCUGGGAAAGAUUAUGUGGCGCCGGCUAGUCCGUGGUUCUUUACGCAUUAUGGUCCGGAGGUGCCGUAUAGUAAGAAUUGGGUCUUCCCGGCUGAGGAACAGUGGGUACAGAGAUGGCAAGAUUUGUUGGGGUUGGGGGCUAGGUUUGUAGAGAUUGUUAGUUGGAAUGAUUAUGGCGAAAGUCAUUAUGUGGGUCCGCUAUCUUCACCACACACUGAUGAUGGGAAUUCUAAAUGGACGAAUGAUAUGCGUCAUGGGGCAUGGCUCACCCUCUCAACCCCCUUUAUCCGCGCCUUCCACGCCGGCGCUACCUCUCCUUCUCGAUACAUAAAUCGUGACCUCAUAAUCUACUGGUACCGACCCAAUCCCCUCUCUCUCAACUGCGACGCUACAGACACAACGAUGCUCGACGCAUCUAAUUUCUCGGGUGAAUAUUUCCACGGUAAACCCAACGGCUGGCAAACCGAAUCCGAUUCCAUAUUCGUCACAGCCUUUUUGAAAUCCCCCGGAAACGUCACUGUCGUUUCUGGCACCGGUGCUUUCCAAUUUAACGCAGUACAAGGCGUAAAUUUAUUCACCGUACCCAUGGGAGUAGGUAGUCAAACCUUCGGUCUGUGGCGAAAUGGAAAUGUAGUGCUACAGGAAACGAGCAACAGAAACGUAACAGAGGUCUGCGGAUGUGGAAAUUAUAAUUUCAAUGCGUAUGUAGGACGGGUGCCAUCGGCUCGCGGCAAAGAUGAAUUACUGCCUGCGGGUACCGCGUUGUUAACGAGUGGUAUUAGGGUGCCGAGUGAGCAGUGUGUGGCGGUUACUGGGGGUGUGGGAGAGUCUGAGGUGGUGGCUGCGGAUGCGGAUGCGAGUACGAGUUUUUCGGAGAGUACGAGUGAGAGUUCGAGUGAUAGUAGUAGUACUAGUACUAGUACUAAUCAGAAGAGAUCGUGGGGUUUGCCGGGAAGGUGGGAAUGGAUUCGAGGGUGGAGGGACUUUGUGGAUUUAGGUUAG
This is a messenger RNA of Sclerotinia borealis F-4128, 1656 nucleotides long. NCBI's taxonomy places the organism in Eukaryota, Fungi, Ascomycota, Leotiomycetes, Helotiales, Sclerotiniaceae. The record is from the annotation of a GenBank genome assembly.